Dictyostelium purpureum is the source of this 594-nucleotide messenger RNA. RefSeq lists its product as uncharacterized. The record is from RefSeq and is a predicted model, not a curated record. The transcript has a single exon. The coding region runs from base 1 to 594 and encodes 197 amino acids. Lineage: Eukaryota; Evosea; Eumycetozoa; Dictyosteliales; Dictyosteliaceae.
AUGUCAGAUAAAGAGAUUACAUAUGAACAACAACAACAACAACUACAGCUUCAAUUACUACAAGAUAAAUUCCUGCAACUACGAAAUGAACAACAACAGCCAUUUGUUUUAAAUCAAGAAGCAUGUGAUAGAAUAUUGAUUGAAGAUUUGGUUAAUUCUGCCCAUUCACUAUCAUUAGUAUUAAGACAAAAUCAAAGUUGUGAAGAGGAAACAGAGAAUAUUAAUCAUAGAAAAUUUAAAUCAAUACACAGAGAACGUUCAAGAGAAAGAAAAAAAAAUAAAAAUUAUGGUAGAAAAAAUAAUAUAAUAAAUAGAGAUCGUUCAAGAGAUAGAUCACAAUCAAGAGAUAGAGAAAAGUUAAUAAGCUAUAGAGGCCGCUCAAGAGAAAGAGAUUGUGAUAUUAAAUAUAGAAACAAAUGUGAAUAUAGAGAUAGAUAUAGAUCAAGAGAAAGAGAAUAUAAUAAAAGAUACAGAGAUAAAAGUGAUAGUAGAGAUAAUGAAAAUGUAAAAUCAUUGUUUAGCAAUACUCCAUCCAACACGACUACAAUCACGAUCACAGCAAAUGCAAAUACAGUUGAUCUAGGUUUUUCUUAA